Messenger RNA from Geosmithia morbida, 1119 nucleotides. RefSeq lists its product as uncharacterized. The transcript is spliced from 2 exons. NCBI's taxonomy places the organism in Eukaryota, Fungi, Ascomycota, Sordariomycetes, Hypocreales, Bionectriaceae. The record is from RefSeq and is a predicted model, not a curated record. Bases 1 to 1119 code for a protein of 372 amino acids.
AUGACCAACGCAGCCCGCGCCGCCGAGGCCGCUUCGAGAAACUCCAGUCGUCUGCCGACCUCGUCAGCCUCCUCCGUCUCUUCAGCGUCGUCGCGCCGCUCGCUUUCGAGAUCUCACUCGCCUGACUCCCACCCGAGCAAGCGCCUCAAGAAGUCGCACAGCGGUGCCGCCGCAGACUCAGUUGCCGUCGAGCAGACGCCGCCUCCCUCUCCUCCUGCUACAUCUGGCUCUGACGCUGCUCCUAAAAAGAUUGACCUCGGGGCUGUCAAGGACGACAUUGUCGAGGCCGUCAUCACGCAGCUGGAGUCGACCGCCAACAGGCCUCACAUAAUCAAGGACCUGGCGACUGUCCUCGGCCAGUCGCUAAACUCUGUACAGCAGUCUGCCAAUCCUUGUGCCAUCAUAUCCUCCCGCCUAGGCUCCUACAUGAAGCGCCCGUGCUGGACCGCACGGGCCCCUUGUCACCUGGCCAAAGAACUCGAGCCUGCUCACCCCCGCCGCACAUACUACUACCUCACCACAAUGCCCCGCCAACCACUUCCCUCGACGGAUGCCACCCAGCAGAGCAAUCCGGUGUGCGGCGCGACUCCGUCGGUAUCCCUUACCGACGACUCCGGCUCUGACGAGCUCGAGGAGCGCCGCCGGGAGCUGAGCCCUUCGCCCGAGAUUGACCUGCCCCGCCCCGACUUCUACGACACCCAGGACCUCGACGAUUGCAUGCCUGUCUCUCCCAUCGGGUCGCUGCCCAGGCAUCAGUCACGCAACGCCAAUGAUACUUCCAGCAAUCUCCCUCCCCUGGAGAAGGACGAGCGCGAGUUCACCCAGACGGCCGACACCCUGCAGAAGCGCAAGUUCAAUCAGGCGCCUCCCCCGUCGGAAGCAACGGAGCGCUACCACGUUGGCGAGUACGGCUUCCGCGAUGACGUCUGGUUUUCCAACAGCUUCCCCGCCAACCUUGUCACCAGUCCUGCCAUGAAGCCCAUAUUCACGCCCUACACCAGCCGCAAGGACGAUGACGCAGCCGAGAACUGGCUCAAGCUCAACAAGCUGUUCGAGUGGGGUCAGGGCGCCGAGAGCAUUGAGAUUGAUGAGCUCGAUGGUCUCCUAGACGAGUGCUAA